CUUUUCUAGAGGGUUCAGCCUUUAGCUUUCUUCUCAGACCUCUGCUUGGGGGACUAAUUUACCCACUGCUCAGUGACUUGUGCGAAAAGCUUGCAGUGUAUCGAAGCGUGCACGAACCUGGGAAGACGUCUGAUGUUAACUCCUGGUGAGCUAAACCAGGCAGCUUGAAGGAGACGAGGGACGAGACAAACAUCCUAAAACGCCACUACCUCUCUGUUAACAUACAAUUGGAUGGAUUCUGAUGCUAGGCCAAUCAUAGGUACACCUGCUGAGCCAUCUGCCGAGUCUAUGGGGAACUUUGACACUGGUGAUACAUCCAGCCGUGGCUCCUCACCUGCACAUGAAACUCAGAUGUCUUGGGAGAUGGAGAAUGUUGCCAUGCAAGAGGGUGGAUCACCGGCUUCCAGCAGAAGUGCACACCUAGAAUGCCCAGACUGGGUCAGACCAAUGGCCCAUCUAGCCCAGUAUCCUGUCUUCCAACAGUGGCCAAUGCCAGGUGCCCCAGAGGGAAUGAACAGAACAGGUACACCUGCUGGGCCAUCAGCUGAGUCUAUGGGGAACUCAGUCAUUGGUGAUACAUCCAGGGAGGGCUCCUCACCUGCACAUGAAACUCAGAUGUUUUGGGAGAUGGAGAAUGCUACCAUGCAAGAGGGUGGAUCCCCAGCUUCCAGCAGGAGGGCAUCCCCAGUGCAGUUAUCGUCUGACUCAAGAAAAGACACGUACGUGGGGCUGCGUAACCAGGGUUCCACCUGCUACUUAAACAGCCUGCUGCAGUGUCUCUUCUUCACGCGAGAGCUCAGAGAAGCCAUCCUCAGCUGUGAUAAUAGAGACUUCGGCAUCGUGUGUCAGCUGAAAAAGCUGUUUCAAAAACUGAAGCGUAAUAAAUCAGCACCUUCCACCAAAGAGAUUACGAAAUGCCUUGGGGUGAGAAACGUGCACCAGCAGCAGGAUGUCGCGGAAUAUUUCCGGAUUCUGAUGAAUAAAAUCGUUGAGGAGAAAGAAGAGAUUCAGCCGCUAUACCAGGUGAAAAUGGUCCAUUCCAUCACUUGCCAUGGAUGCGAACAGGAAACUAGAAUCCAGCAGGAUCCUGUCCUGAGUCUUGCGCUCUCUCUUGACAAGUACACUUCUAAUCAGGAAGUUUAUUCUGUGCAUAAUGCUUUGGCUGAUGUACAGAAAGAAAAUGAAUUUACUGAUGAUGAGCAGUUCUAUUGUGAAACAUGUAAAAGCAAACAAAAGGCCACAUCGCGCUGCUACUUUGAAACUCUACCCCAGAUUCUUGUUCUCAAUUUGAAGAGAUAUCAGUUUGAUGGUAACUGGUUUACAAAGCUGCAUUAUGAGGUGUCUGUGCCUUUUUCACUGACUGUGAAUUCGGAAGAGCAGCCUAACACACAGUAUGAGCUCUUUGCAAUGUGUCACCAUUUUGGAGGAAUUCACGGUGGCCAUUAUGUGGCUGAUAUAAGGUCAUUUGAAAACGAGUGCUGGUACUCCUUCAACGACACCAUGGUGACUGAGAAUACAAAAGAAUGGAACACAACUGGUGCCACGAACAGUUCCACUGCAUAUCUCUUAAUGUACCGCAUGGCGAAUUGUGUUGCUAAGCCAAAUAAUAUCAUGGCUGAACAGAAGAAAAAAUGUAGACAAUAUAGUAUUGAAUAUUUGAACUAUGGCUUUAUUCAGUCGCCUACAAACAAUACAUUACCGAUGUGCCUGAUUUGCCAAAAAGUUUUAUCAAAUGAAGCUAUGAAGCCUUCAAGACUACAAGAACAUUUGACAAAAGUUCAUGCUGAUAAGAAAGAUAAGGAUUUAUCUUAUUUUCAAGCGCUUAAAGAAAAUUUUUUGACAGAGCCGACAUUGGCAAAACUCUUUUCAAUAGCAUCCAAACAAGAUGACGAUGGGUUGCGUGCUUCUUACAACAUUUCGUUACUGAUUGCUAAAUCGGGAAAACCGCAUACUAUUGGUGAAGAAUUAAUUCUACCGGCUAUAAGUGAGGUAAUACGCACUAUGCUACACAAGCCAGCGUCUGAUAUUACCAAGAAAAUUUCUUUGAGCAAUAAUACAGUGCAAAGAAGAAUUAAUGAAAUGGCUCAAGAUGUUGAAGACUCAUUAUGUAAGUAUUUAAAAACAUCCCAGUUCUCUGUACAGCUUGAUGAGUCAACUUUGCCAGGAAAUGAAGCCUUACUUUUAGCAUACAUGCGAUUCAUAAAAGAAGAAAAAAUUUGCCAAGAAUUAUUAUUUGCUAAAAAUUUGCAAACUGAUACUAAAGGAGAAUCGAUAUUUCAUGCAUUGGAAGAGUUUUUUAAAGAAAAAGAAAUCCCCCUGAGUAAUAUCUUGUCAGUUGCUACUGAUGGUGCUCCAGCGAUGAUAGGGCGCUACAGGGGUUUUCUUGCAUAUGUAAAAAAAGUGGUUCCGAAUGUAUUCGCUGUACACUGUGUCAUUCAUCGUCAACAUUUAGUUGCCAAAAAUCUGAGUGAACGCCUACAUAGGUCAUUACAUUAUGUCAUUAAAGCAAUCAACAAAAUCAGAAGCAAUUCACUGAAUGACAGAUUGUUUGGACAACUUUGUAUUGAAAACGAUGAAGAAUUCAAUCGCUUGCUGCUUCAUACAGAAGUUCGUUGGCUAUCAAAAGGUGCCUGUUUGGAUCGGUUUUAUAAACUCUUUGACUCAGUGCUAGAGUUCCUAGAAAACAAAGAUGAUGCUUUACGAGCCAACUUGAUUGAUUCCAAAAAUGACAUCGCUUAUUUGACAGACUUGUUUAAUAAAUUUAAUGAAACAAAUUUACAGCUCCAAGGUGAUGAGCUGAAUUUAAUCAAAACAAAAACUGUUAUUUCCGCGUUUGUGGCAAAACUUCUUCUGUACAAACGAAAUUUAGGACGAGGAGAAUUCAGCCAGUUUCCAAAUUUAUCGACAGUAGAAAAACAUGAUGAAGACUUGCUUACCUAUUGUCAGCACUUGGAGGCUCUCCAUUCUGACUUCAAUCAACGAUUUGAAGAUAUUCUUAAAAUGAACAUACCCGAUUGGGUUUUAGAUCCUUUUUCAAGUACAAACACAGAAGAAUCUUCAAAAUUACAAGAAGAACUGAUAGAAGUAACAACAAAUGAGGAAUUGAAAUUUAAAUUCAAAGACGGCUACCAACAGUUCUGGCUGCAAAAGCAGAUACCUACACUUUAUCCUGGAUUAUGGGCUAUAGUACAAAAGUUUUUAAUUGCAUUUCCUUCAUCAUAUUUAGUGGAACGUGGGUUCAGUGCGGUCACAAAUCUGUUAACUAAAAAAAGAAACCGACUGCAAAUAGCUAAUCGCGGUGAUUUAAGAAUGCUGCUGACAAAAAUAGAGCCGAACAUUAAUAAAUUGAUAGCAGCGCACCAGGUUCAUCCUUCUCAUUAAGAUUAUUUUUAAUGUUAUUCGUAAUUUUUAUUUUAAUAUUAUCCUUCGUUAUCUUAAUUUUCUGUGUGUAAUGCGAA
Malaclemys terrapin pileata is the source of this 3458-nucleotide messenger RNA. RefSeq names its product protein ZBED8-like. NCBI's taxonomy places the organism in Eukaryota, Metazoa, Chordata, Testudines, Emydidae. Gene Ontology annotation, biological process: protein deubiquitination. Gene Ontology annotation, molecular function: cysteine-type deubiquitinase activity. The coding region runs from base 232 to 3381 and encodes 1049 amino acids. The record is from RefSeq and is a predicted model, not a curated record. The transcript has 15 exons.